Messenger RNA from Fulvia fulva, 1146 nucleotides. RefSeq lists its product as uncharacterized. The record is from RefSeq and is a predicted model, not a curated record. The transcript has 2 exons. Bases 1 to 1146 code for a protein of 381 amino acids. NCBI's taxonomy places the organism in Eukaryota, Fungi, Ascomycota, Dothideomycetes, Mycosphaerellales, Mycosphaerellaceae.
AUGGUCUUCUUCAAACGCCUCUCCCGCAGCCGCAGUAACAGCCAAUCCUACGUCGACAGCUACGACUCCCGCCACGACUCCAAGACCAAUUCAGCGUCCUACGACGACAAGUACGCCGUCGCACCGCAGGUACAGAGUCCCACAGAUCUCGAGCACGAUCAAGGUGUACCCAUCAGAAGCGCAAGCAACGCCGCACCGCCGCAACUGGCCGACCCAGUGCCAAAGGAUACGUCGCAGUCGCAGGACAUGUACGCGAGGCGAGAUCGACCAACAGAAGUGUCUAGCCAGGACCGGUAUCAGUAUCGGGAUCAGUCAACAGGAAGACAGAACAUGUCGAACGGCUACGGAGCCAGCGCAGGUGGGGGAUACGACAGUGCACCAAGCAGUGCGCACAAGACAGGCACCGCAGGCGCACCAGAUCUGUUGCUGCAGGCCUUCAACCAGGCCAUCCGACCAUACUCUGAUAAGAUUGAGAAUUUGGAAGGCGAGGUCGCGGACCUGAAGGCGUACAUUGAUGCAUUGGAGAGGCAGCGGGGUGAAGUGCAUGCGUGGAUUGACAAGCGAGGUCUGAGGCCAGACGUCCCGGCCAGCAUCGCGCAAGUGAUGGACCAAUCCUCUCACCAAGCUUCGCCAACCCACGCCGCCGCGACACUGAACGCACAGCUCGACCGCAAGAUCACGAUCGUGAACUUCGACCUCCACCGUCUACAAGAUGACCUCAACGACUCGCUACCUACGCCCUCAUUCUCAGCAUGCAUGCUCAAGUUCCUGCCAGACAUUGGCCGACUGAGCUCUCUUCCAUCAGGACCACGCUACGCUUUCGAUCUGCUCCUGAAGCUGGGAGGCAACCUCAACUCACAUGGAGGGCUUGAGAAUGGAGACGAGGAAGAUUUGCGUGAGCGGAGAGCGUUCUACGGUCGCCUGGACGACGCCAUGGUUGAUGUGGCUAAGGGCCGCUUCAGAGAGGAGGGCGACAGCUGGGGCGUACAACGCGAGAUCAAGCGCAUCGAGAAGACGGGCGCAUACCUUCGCAAUUGGGGCGUUGAGCCAUACUUUCCCAACACUCUGGAAGUCAUGCGUGAGGGCAACGGACACGGCCAGGUGCCCACCAGUGCCGGAGCCGCAUCGCCUCCCGACUACAACUAG